Ooceraea biroi (clonal raider ant) is the source of this 1959-nucleotide messenger RNA. RefSeq names its product protein maelstrom homolog. Gene Ontology annotation, cellular component: nucleus; P granule. Lineage: Eukaryota; Metazoa; Arthropoda; Insecta; Hymenoptera; Formicidae. Gene Ontology annotation, biological process: spermatogenesis; male meiotic nuclear division; negative regulation of DNA-templated transcription. The record is from RefSeq and is a predicted model, not a curated record. Gene Ontology annotation, molecular function: sequence-specific DNA binding.
CAGGUGGCGCGCCGACGAUGAUGGCGCGAUUAUCGCGCGGCACAAUUGCUCUUGCAUUGUUCUCCACAGUUCUUUCCGGCUUUAAAAUCGCGGUUUGUGAUUUCUUGUCUCUCGCGAUCGUAGUCUAAGAACGAUCUGAUCUGCGAGCGAGAGAGUUCGUCAGUUUCGCACCUGCAUCUCCAACAUGCCGAAGAAUAAAUACAGAAAUGCAUUCUUUUUCUUCAUGCUCGAUUGGAAAAAACGUGCGGAAGCGAGGGGUAAAACUUUUCCGAACGGGAUGAAGGACGUCCAGGCGGAUCAGGAUUGUAACAAGGAAUGGCAGAAUCUAACGAAGCAACAAAAAGGUCUGUACGAAGCUAUGGCAAAAAAAGACAAAGUACUAGCACAAGGAGCGCCAGACAAGAAGACAACACUUGGGGAAUCGAUAAAAAUGCUCGAAGAGAAAGAGAAGGAGGGAGAGAGAUCUAUGAAAGAAAUGGAAGAAAACAUAAAAAUUACGAUAGACAUGGCCGUGAAUCUCAAUAUUUUGCCGAAGAUAAAAUUUUGCUUCAUGCACGUCAACUGGUUCUUCGCGACUAUCGUCGACAAUCGCGUCGAGUAUUUUCCGGCCGAGUACGCGCUCGGAGUCUUCUCGCUCGAGAACGGCAUUGAAGACGUGCAUCAAGUAAUUGUCAGCUCAAAGAUCCCACUAGGAUAUCGACGGGAAGCGUUGGAGACGAGUCAGAGUGGUCACCAGAUACCGGUGGAACACGAGGGUGGGGAAACUGACUUCACUGUCAUGUACGCGAAGCUGAUCAAUUUUCUGGAACCUAGGAAAUUGGUGAACAAGUUUCCGCCCAUUUAUACACUACAAUCUGAUAUAGGGCCGGUGCAGUCUCUGUUAGCGAAACUAUGCGACGCAGCGGAGCAAGACGUAGAGCAAUUUAAAAUUUACGAGUUAGAGACCUUGUUUAUACAUGUAGCGAAGGAGGCUUACAAAGCGCGAAACGAUCGACAAAUAAAGUACAUUCCUGCUUACGCUUAUCAUGUGUUUACGCGCUAUACAUACAUCUUUGAAACGGGCUUCGAGUGUCCAUUUCAUAAGUACGUCGAGAGAGGAUCCGAGUAUUGCAGUAAAUCCAAGUUGCACCAAUGGGCGUGGACAAUGUGCGACGAGUUUUGCCUACCGCUUGGAGUGAAGAUGCAAGAAGGAGUGCAUUGUCCGGUGAAACGCGAUGUUGCCGGUUUGACAAAUGCACUGAUCAACUUGAACGUCGAGGAUAAUUAUCAACCUGCACCUGAGAGUUCAACGAUAUUAUCCAUGACGGGCGUAAGCGAGCAGCAUAAGUGGAAAGCAUCCAGCAGGACUUAUCAGGAUGAAAUCCGCCGGCGGCAUCAAUCGACGCCGAUUGCGGUAAUUGAUUACAGCGCAAUGGGCGACACCACCGAUGUACCUGCGAAUGAAUCGGAUAAUGAGAGUCUGGAUAAAUCUGGCAAUAUAUCAUUUGAUGAGCGGAGGAGAAGAAGGAAUCUAAUGCAUUACUUGAACGAGAGGCGAGUGCAAUCUUCGGCCGAUUCAUAUGCUGAUGCUUGUGCUUCCGCAACCGUGGAAGAUCUUAUACCAAACGAUUGUGAAAACUUUCCUCCUAUCGGUGGAAGAGGCGUAUCAUGUAGAGCUAAUCGUGUGACGAAAAAGGCACCGUUAGGCAGAGGAAGGGGAUACGUGUAAGUCUAUCACGGCAAACUACGUUUAAUCGAUACUCAUUUUGUCAUUGAUAAGCUGAUCUACAAAGCAUAUUUACUUGUUUGCUCUAAUUUUGUGCAGAAUAUACCUAUAUAACGUGCAUUAUAUCAUCGAAAUUUAUUUCAUACUCGUAAUAUGAUGAUUUUGUCUACGUUCUAAUUUUUUUGACGCAUUAUAAUUUUGCUAACGAGAACGGAGGGGUUUCUAUAAAAUAUUUCUAUUUGUACUAUCCACAU